UUAGAGAGAGAGGGAGACAGAGAUAGAGCAUGAGCAGGGCAGGGGCAGAGACAAGUGGAGACACAGAAUCUGAAGCAGGCUCCAGGUUCUGAGCUGUCAACACAGAGCCUGACGUGAGGCUUGAACUCACUGUGAGAUCAUGACCUGAGCUGAAGUCAGGUGCUUACCUGACUAAGCCACCCAGGAACCCCAAUAAUAGCUGCCUUUUAGAGUACUUAGUAGGUGUUGGUGCCUUACUAGGAGCUUGUCUGGCUGUCUCUUCUAGUCUUCCCAGCAUUCCCACGGGUAGACAUCAUCUUCCUCCCUAUUUCACGUAUAGGGAAACUAAGCUUAAGAAAGGUGAACCCAUCAUCCAGAAUGCGGUGAAAAGGUGACGGAGUCAGGCCACGUUGACCACUAAGCUAUACUGCCUCCUUCACGUGACAGGGGGUUUUACAGUUGAGCUAUAAAGAUAAUUCCAACCUUCCUCUUUUUCUUCUUCCAUACCGCCCCUUCCUGCCCCUCCCCACCCAACAAAGGGAAAGAAAAUUCUAUUAGUAUAUUCGUGAUUACUUAGCGUAAAUAAAUAAUGACAACUGCAGGAGUUUUGGACGGUUUGCAAGAAGAACUGAAGAAAGAAAAAGAAAACUCUCUCCCUGGUUGUAUGCCUUCGUAUGCUCCUGCUCUCCAACGGGCUGGCUCUCCAUUCACUGCCUGCUGCUGGAGUCCAUAAGAGACUCCACAUUGCUGUCAGAAUGAAGCCAUUAGAGAAAAUGCCUCACUGCCUUUCAAGAGGACAGACAGGAAACAUCUUUCGCUUUCUUUCUCUUACUCUUAUCCUCUCCCUUUUCCUUCCUCAGCUCUGUUCUUUUGAAAUAAGUAAUGGCUAACAUCACCCAGGCGUUGGGUAACGUGAGACCUCCCAGGGCACAGUCUGAGAACUCUAGCUCUAAACACACACACACACACACACACACACACACACACACACACACUGCAGGCAGCCGUUUGGGGCCCUGCUUUCUGGCAGCCUCACCGCUCUCAUCAGCUCCUGCUAGAUCACAGGACCCAGUGGUUACAGAGCCGGCCUCUGCGCCUGCACGUAAAGCAUGCUUUAAUAAUAAAAACAUCGAGUUGGGCUCGUCCAACUUCAAACAUUCGGUGAGUCUCUCAGCCUUGGGUCCUAGGGGAUCCAAAAACCUCUCAGCGGAGUCAGGACUACGCUGUGGCUGGUUUGUGGAAGCAUCCUUUCAUUUGUGGUAUUUUACAGCAAGGGUACCAAGAGAGUUUCCAAGUGACAGCAGCACCCUAUACCUACAUAACAGUGGAGGGCGGAGGGGGAAGGAGGGGAGCAUCGGGCUCCUCAAAUGCCUGGAUUCCACACGCCUUCUUCAUAGUUCUCUGCUCUGUUUCUUAGAGGGCCUCCCAAAUUAUACAAUUUGCAGGCCGCUUAAAACCUAGAUCUGCCCCCAGCUGGGUGACUUUUUGAGCAGCGGUUCAAUCCAUAUCAUGUUUGACUAAGAAAUUUAAACCCUUGAAGGUCAAAUAUGGAGAGGCUGGUGCAAAUAAUAUGAACAACUAACAUUUCUUGAGUCUUUACGUGUAUUAGGCACUCUUUUAAAUAUUUUUCUUAUAUUAAGUUCUUCAAUCCUUGCAAAAAGCCUAAGCAGUAAGGUCUAUUAUUCGCCCAUUUUUUUUUAGGAUGGGGAUAUUAAGUUACUCACCCCAGAGUUCCAGCUGGUUAGUAACAAAGAUUGUACUUGAGCCUGGGAAGUUCGCAUCCAGAGCCUGUGCUGUUGGUCACUGUCUAUUUCUCACUCCUCAUCGUAAAGGCUCUUCUGCAGAACAUACUUACAUUGUAAUAAGUAUAGAGCUUAAUAUAGUGUAGACAUAUUGUAAGUACAGAAUAUAGAAUAGAAUUCUAUCUGUAUUCAAAGUUUGACUUAAAUCAGUGCCUUGAUCUUAAUUUUAAAAAUUAAAAAAAAUUUUUUGGGGGCUCCUGGAUGCUCACUCGAUUGAGUGUCCCAGGGCUGAGAGGUCGCGGUCUCACGGUUCAUGAGUUUGAGCCCCAUGUCAGGUUGGGUUCUGUGCUGACAGGUCAAAGCCUGCUUGGGAUUCUCCAUCUCCCUCUCUCUCCGUCCCUCCCCUGCUCAUGUAAUCUCUCUAAAAAGGAAAUAAACAUUAACAAAAAUUUAAAAAAUUCUUUUUAUUUUACUUGUAAAUAAUUGUAUCUUUGCUCACAUCAAAAGAAAUUCCAGGUCGUAUUACAAAAGGAAGCAGUUAACUUCUGUGACUCACACUAUCAUUACUUUUCAAAAAGAGCCAUUCGAUAAAUAAACAGUUCCUAUUUCAGUUCAGUGUUGUUUAUGUUUUCAAUACAUUCUUCUAUAAAAUCUAGCAUAAAUAUAUGUUGAACUUGUUUGUUUAGAGGAGCCCCAAACAUUUACUUUUACAUGAAGAAUGAAAUGGAGAAUUUUCUUUUGAAGCUUAGAUGUUUCUCACAGUAUUAUGUAGUUAACUGGAGUUUCAUGCAUACUCAAGGUCACUAGAUAUCUGAAACUCUCAGGAAACACAUUGUAUUAUUGUUCUUGAACCACUUGAGCAUUAUAGAUUGACUGAGUUAAAAAACCAUAUACUGGAUAAAAAGCACAAAGUUGUGUUAUUAUGGUCUACUUCAUGUAAUGCCAGAAUUUUUAACUUUGCUUUCAAUGUUUAAACAGCUCUCUCAAACAUCAUUUCAGAUAAUGAUUAUUUAAAUGAUCUGUGUGUAACAUGUGAAGGCUCACAAUAUUCUCUGCCCUCACCUAACCCAUACUACGAAUUUCCACUCUUCAUAUUUUGCAAUAAUUCCUCACUAAGCCUUUGGGCUAGAAAGGUAACUGAAAUGGCAGGAGACCCAACUUGCCCAGUCAGACCUAUCUGAGACCUCUCACCUCCAACCCCUGGGCCUGUCAGUCUCUCCAAUUCUAAAUAAGGAGAGAAAGAGAGGAAACAAUGCCUCUCACAGACUCUAACUUCUCCUUAAGAGACUACACUGUUUCUGUUUUUUUUCACUUUCACAUUCUUGGAAAGAGAGUUGACAUGUGUUACCUCAAUGUCCUCACCUCUUUCAGUCCUUGGAAGCCUCCUCAUCUCUGUGACGGGAGCACUGAUGUGCUUGGUCAUUUUCUGAACUUUCUCCACUUUUUACUUUUUAGACACUACAUGCUUUUGCUUCUCUUCUUAGCUCUUGGCCCAUUUCCCCCUUCUUUGUCCCCUUUUACUGAUUGUUCCUCCCCUGCCCGAAUCUUAAGUGGUAUCUAAAUUUCCAGUUGUAUUUUUUGCGCCUUUCUUUAGCUUUACAGAUCUCCUGGAGUGAUUUUACCCAAUCUCUUGGCAGGGAGUCUAUCAAUUUUUUCUACAAGUUCUGCCUCUUGGUCGAUCCUCUUAUCUGACAACCAGACACAAACAUGCAAUUGACCUUGAACUGCUCCAGCUGAAAGAACGAAGCACCUUAAACUCAACAUGUACAAAAAUCAGACAAUCAUCUUCUCUGUAAAACCCAACCUUUGCUUUGUGUUCUAUAUGGAUGUGGGUUAAUGUUAUCACUGUUGAUGGAUCCACUUGUCUUAAAAUGUCAGAGUUCUUCACCUCCUCCUCUAGCUCACUCCAGUAGCCAAGCAUCCACCAAAAUCUUGUCAAUUCUAUCUUGAAAUGCCUCUCAAAUUCAUUUACCCUCAUCUAUUCCACUUGUUAUUCUUUUAAAUAUGUCACAUAAUAAUAAUAUUAAUCUAUCAGUCUAGGUAAUUCUUUUUUUAAAUUUUUAAAUGUUUAUUCAUUUUUGAGUGAGAGAAAGAGAGAGAGAGAGAGCACACAAGCAAGGGAGGGGUGGAGAGAGAGAGAGAGGGAGACACAGAAUGUGAAGCAGGCUCCAGGCUCUGAGCUUUCAGCACAGAGCCUGGUGCGGGGCUUGAACUCGCAAACAGUGAGAUCAUGAAGUCAGUCGCUUAACCGACUGAGCUACCCAGGCACCCCUGUCAGUCUAGAUAAUUCUAUCUGCCCAGGAGUAUUUCUGAUUUCGGUAUCUCCCUCCUUCCCUUCACCUCCAUUGCAUUCUCUUUAGGGCUCCAGGAUGGUCUUUCCAAAUAUGCAUCUCAUCAGGAGAUGCCUCUGUUUACAAACCUAUAGUUCCUUAAGGAUCCAUAGCGUUAGGUGAAAAAAAAAAUCAUACAGCAGAACAUGAGGAAUAAUCCCAAUAUUAGUAAAACUAACACAAAGGCACAUAAAUGCACACACACUAUAUCAAAAUGUCGGUAGUGCUUCUCUGUUAUUGCUGAGUCAUGGUACCGGGAUGAGUUGUUUUUUCUUUUUUUUUUUUGCUUGCUCUUAUUUUCUGUACUGACCAUAUGUGACUUAAGUCAUGAGGCAAGAAUAUUAUUGAAAAAUAAACUGAUGGGGUAAAAAAGGAGCUGACUUAAGAAACUUUGGAAAAUAACGUUUUUACUAGAUAUUACAAGGCUAAAAACAAAAGGACUAUACAUAAACACUGUACCUGGCUGGUAAAUUCAUUUCUCACAGGAUUAUGGGUUAGCAAUUCUGAAACUCCACAAACACACAAGGGCUGAGUGGACAUGUAAAUAAACUGUAGACAAUGGGAUCCAGGUUUCCCACUGUCAGGGAUAGAAGUGACACAUAAGCAAGUGGAGAAGGCAGGAAUAAACCCUGUGGUGCAAGACUGGAAUUGGAAACAUCGGUUCAAACUCACAUUUAAUUUACUAUUUAGACAGAUCGAUAGAUAAAGAAAUAAUUACAGGCAUGUGUAUAUACAUGUAUAGAUCUCCCUGCUCUGUCCUUAGGACCUGAAGCAGUAAAACUGUCAUAUAACAGCAAGUAUACCCAGCACCUAGAGUUUGGAUUCCAGAUGUCAUUUUCCAACAAAAAGAGCCAAGUUUCCUUGGAGAAAUGUCUGAUUUCAGUCCUGGGUCAGGGAAAAUCCAAGUGAGAAUUAAGGUCAGGAGAUGAGAGCAAGGAUACUCCAAAAGUUCUAUGAAGAUACAGACAUGUCAAAGAGACCCAUUACUUUUGAGCUCCUUCUAUUAGGCCGUGUUGAUUUGCCAGAGUCUCACUUGAAUGGAAUGAACAGAGGCAAGAAUUCGGUUUGGUAUGUGCUCUAAUAAUGUGUACAAAGAACAGUUGCCACGGACAGCCCACGUCUCGAUGUGUGAUGUAGAACUCACAGUGAUAUCCUUCCAGAACUUGAUAUACAUGGAUGAAAAUUCCAAGGCUUCGCUCCCUUAGAACAUGUUCUAAAAGGAAGGUAACCCAUGGCAACUGCUCAACCUGCUCUCAGAUGACUCACCAGAGAACUUACGAGUGGAAAUCCCAUGGAAACAGUGCAGACAGAUUCACCUUGACCCCGGAGGUCUGGUUCCACCCAAGGUUAAAGUGUCUUUCCUCUUUCUACUCUGAAGCAAGUAUUCAUGUUUAGCCCCAUUGUCUCUUCCCAUUUGGCUGUCAGUUCCAUUUAGGUAGGCAAAGCCGCUUAAUUCUCACUGCCUUUAAAAUCUGAGGGUUCUUUCCCCUGGCUUCUGUCUCCUGAGAUGACUCACAGUGGUACACCCGUGUGCACACCUUAGCCGGACAAGCUGCCUUUUAGCAGGGGGCUUCCUGAGAUGGCCUAGCACUUCUAAACAGAGAAACACAUUAGGAGAUUGACCUCAGUCAUUUAGUCAUUCAUGUGUCUAAUGUUGGGAUUUAAGAGUCCCCUCACUUAUAAAGGCAUUUCGAGAAAAGAGGGGAAUGUUAAGAAAUUGUUUUAAAAAGAAGAAGAAAGAAAAUGGUAACUCUGCAACUUUUAUUUCUGUCUUGGAUAGUUAAACCUACAGAGAAGAUUAAUUUAUCUUGUUAGUAAUAUGUGUGUACGUGUGUGUGCGUGUGUGUGCAUGCACCUGUGUUUGACAAUCUGGGCAGACCAUGACCUUUACUCACCCUCGUAUAAUGCGCAAUUCAACGUUACCUUAGGUUGGGUCUCAACUUUUGGAGCCAGCCUAACUGGUAUGAAUCAACACUUCCUUCGCCAUUCAGGGUUAAGUCUCUUCACCCCCUCCCGACUGACUGGGAACCUAUUGUUGAAGGUCAGGCUUCUGCCCUCCCCACUUCCCCCCAGGCUGGCUGAUUCUCCCUCCAGGGUGGAGGAAAUACAGGAGACCUGCUGUGUUAGACACUGGCUCCCAACAGCUGAUUAUUAGAGAUCAGGAAAAUUGUGAGUAAGCUGUUAAACUGUUGGUAGCUUGAAUUCGGUCAUGGUGAGAGUCUCUACACCACAGAAAUUGGCAAAUGCUAUAAAUCAGGCCUUUCCCUCUCUGGGUAGCUGUUUUGCUAACACCCCACUGGGUUAGGGAAUGGGGAGUUCUCCCUGGCUCUCAGGGACUUUGAGCUCUCUAGACCUGUCAGAUUGUUCCCCUCUCCUCUCACGAUCUGCGAGUUCCUCAGAGACUCCCAUCAUCGUCGGAUACCUCUACGGUGACCUUGUACUUUGGCAGACCACUGCCGACCAUCAAUCAGCUUCUGGUUUUAGAUGCUCACCCCACAGACUCCUGUUGUUGGGGGUCCCUUUGCACCCUGGGCGGGAUCCUUGCUGAUAUUAUAUUAGUUUUCUAUUGCUGCAUUAAAAAUCACCAGAAACUUGGUGGCUUAAAACAACACACCUUCAUUAUCUCAGACUCCUGGGUCAGGGGUCUGGGUCCUCUGCUCAGGGUCGCAUAAGUUUCCAGAUAAGGUGUCAGGUGGGCUGACCUGAAGCUUGGGGUCCUCUUCCAAGCUCAUGCGAUUGUUGGCAGAAUUCAGAAUUCAGAAUUCGGUGGUUGUUAAGACUGAGGUCCCUGUUUCCUGGCUGGCCGUCAGCCAGGGGCUUCUUUUAGCUCCCAGAGACUACUUGAGUUUUUUGUUUUGUGUCCCUCUCAAAGGACCUUUGACAGCAUGGCAGUUUAUUUAUUUAUUUUUUUUAGCAGUUUAAUGGGUACAUUUUAGAGUCUUCCAUUUUGUGUGGAAUUAGAUCCUCCCCUUCAAAUGCUGUAGUUAGGGGCUCCUGGGUGGUUCACUUGGUUAAGCAUCCGACUUCAGCUCAGGCCAUGAUCUCGCAGCUCAUGGGUUCAAGCCCCGUGUCGGGCUCUGUGCUGACAGUUCAGAGCCUGCAGCCUGCUUCAGAUUCUGUGUCUCCCUCUCUCUCUGUCCCUCCCCCACUUGUGUUCUAUCUCUCCUUCAAAAAUACAUAAACAUUAAAAAACUAAAAAAAAAAAAAAAAAACCAAGUGCUGUAAUUAUCAUCGCUUCAAGUAAAACUUGAAUAAAAUAUUGAAACCUCAAAAAAAAAAACCAACAAAAACAUAAGUUAACUCUCUCUAUCCAGUUUGCAAAGAGAGUCUUACAUGAUGUAAUGAAUGUAAUGAUGGGGGCGGGACUAUCCCAUCAUCUUUGCUUAAUCCAGGGAGUGACGUUCCAACGCUUUGCCACACAAAGUCGCAUCAUCAGGAGAAUUGCCAUCUAAUCCCCUUUGCCAUAUUCUGUCAGCGAGAAGCAAAUCACAGGUUCUGCCCACAUUCAAUGGGAGGUGGGUGUAUAGAUUGUGACUCACUGGAGGUCACUUCAGGUAGUGUCUGCCUUACCGCUAUAUGUUCUACAUCUGAGCUGAGUUCUACAGACUUUUGACCCACUGUCAGAAGGGAGCGCAAUUUCCUCUCAACCCAGACUCAGCUUUCUCUUUAUCUUGCCACCAAAGCAGGCUGCUGGCCUCUCCUUCCCAUUUCUCCUGUGUUCCACUGGAGGGAAGAUGGGUGUACCCUUCUAAUGGUCACUUUGAAGCCCAUUGUCUUUGGACUUGAAAUAUUUUAAAGCCAGACACAGAUAUCAGAACAAUGUCCAUUGCUUGGAUUAUGUACGAUUCCAUUUUCUCCUAAGUAUCAGUUUUCCUGAAGCCGCAAGCACAUAUUUGAAAACAAAAUGCUUGAGGGAAUGAUACUACAUUAAUCUCACCCGGGAGUUUGAUGUUUCAGUGGACCAAGGGGGAACAUACAUUUUGCUGUGUUACUUCAUUCUUUUUUUUAUUUCUGAAAUAAACUGGGCAGACUGCAUGCUGCUUCCAAACUAUUGGAAGCUCUUCAUCCUGUCUCAGUGGCAUUAGCUGAAAACUGAUGUCUUAUAUGGGGCAUUAGUGCGAACACAAUGCCAUCUUUCAAGUAGAGGCAGGUGCUUUAUUUCAUGGCUCUAUACUCCCAGGUUAGCUCUAAAGGAAGAAAUUAGUCUCUCUCUCUCUCUCUCUCUCUCUCUUCCCCACAUUUCCUCCCUCCCCUCCCUUCCUCUCACCUCUAUUUCUCCUUUCUUGCUGUCUUCUCACUUCUAUUUCCUGCGUUGUUAUUUUGAUCUUUUCUAAUAAGAUAAUGGAUUGCUUGGUUCUUUGUAUUAAAUAAGACCGAGAGACUUCUAAAGGAAACUUAGUUAAAUUUCCAUUAUUCCACGUCAUAAGAAAGCUCUUCUAGGUGCAGUAACUUCUACAGUUUCUGCUUCAUGUUUCAAAUGUUAUGAAUCUGCAGGUUAUCCCUGCCCAUAACGUUGUGUCUGGAUGGCUCCACCCCUCUGUGGAGUCUUUUCCUGGUGGCCUUGUGUCCUUUCACCAGGUGUCAUGGAUUAUUUAAGUCCUGUGGGCAGGCAUUUAAACACUCAGGUUGCCUUCAGACAUUUAUUUUUUUUCUUUAAUUCGACCAUGUGCUGAUCACCUCUUAUCAAGGGGAAGAAGAUACACAUAUAAAUGGGGGAUGCAUCAUCGAACGAUGGUGACAUAAAUAAUGACACUUGAACAGUAAUUCUUGAACAUGUCCCUGGAAUGCCUUCCCCACAAAAUUGAAUAUUGGGAGAAUGGCAUGUUAAUUCCCCUUCAAAAAGCCACGAAUGAAGACUACAAUCUUAGGGGCUAGAAUUAACUUUAUCUUGUCUGCCUCCCUUCCUCUCUUGCUCCCUUCUUCUCUUCUUUCCUUCUCCCUUCCUCUCUUCCUUCUUUUUUUUAAAUUUUUUUUAACGUUUAUUUAUUUUUGAGACAGAGAGAGACAGAGCAUGAAUGGGGGAGGGACAGAGAGAGAGGGAGACACAGAAUCGGAAGCAGGCUCCACGCUCUGAGCCAUCAGCCCAGAGCCCGACGCUGGGCUCGAACUCACGGACCGUGAGAUCGUGACCUGAGCUGAAGUCGGACGCUUAACCGACUGAGCCACCCAGGUGCCCCCUCUCUUCCUUCUUUAAAAAAAUCUGGACUGGGAUCUCAGCUGACAGCUCAAUUAAGUGAAGUGAGCAAAGAUUUCCCAGCUGUUGCCAACUCAAAGGGAGUUAUGUCCAUAAAGAAAAAGCAGUCUUUCUAACCAGAAAGCACCAAAGAUCUUGAUCAUAGGCAGCACGGAUCAGUGCAAUCACAGGCAUGGACAAGGAGUCAAGAAUUUCUCUACAUUGAAUCUCUCUAUACAGAAUAUCUCUACAUUGUGCCUUUAGAAAAAAACGGAAAGAAAAUAUCUGGCUCGCAGAGAACUUGUACUGAGUAAUGAACUAUAACAGUGCUCAGCACAGAGCAGGUGCUCAGUAAAUACUUGUUUGCUGAAGUAACGUUUGAUUUGAAUGGACUCUAAAAUGCCUUCAUCUGACUAAGUGCCGUCUUACAUCAGCUUUCUCAGAGUAGUGUUUCCAUACAGGCAAACCUUCUAAUCCCCAGUAAAAGAAAAGAUUACAUAAAUAUUCAGUAACUUGAAGUUUUAAGUAAAUGCCCAGUGUCCUACCUCUAAACAUGUCUGCAGAUGAUCUUGGUUUGCUCCCUGGAGAAGAACCAAAUACUUUAGAUAAGGGGGGAAUAUUCUCUCUGCUUGUAUAGACGUGGCCUAACUUAAAAAUAAAUGUUUAGUUAAGAUGAUCUCCAGCUUGACCUUUCUGAAGGCACGGGAAGCUGGCUUGAGCAUAGCUGUCCAUGGCUAUAGAUUGGAAUGUCUCAGUGUAGGUGGAACAGUGUUCUCAAGGGAAGCCCUUCCUCAUUUACUAGCUGGGUAUGUUAAUACCCUUUGGUAUUUACCUCAGUCUUCAACAAGUCAAAAUCUGUGGGGUAAUAUAUACAGUAGAUAAUUCUUAAACCAACAUAAUACACUGAGAUGCUUGUAACUGAUGAGUGAGUUAGGCUCAGCCUUCAGCACUAUGAUUAAUCAUAUAAAUUUGUAAAAGGUGCAUAAUCGUAGCUACUGAGAGAGACUGCUAACUGUGCUUACAGAAUGUGCCUGUUCCCUCCUAUUUUCCUGGAGUCUUCUAGCUCAAAAGCUUUUGGGUUAUGGAUAGGUAAGUUGCAUUUAUCAAGAACCAGUGGAAGAAGUAUGAUGUUGGUAUUUAAAUCUCAUCUCUCAUUUAAUAUUGGGGAAAAUCUGCCCUUCUCUGAGAAUUAAUUUCUUUAUCUUACAACCGUGCAACAUCAGGGGCUGAGUGAGAUUUUUCAUGUUGUCCCAGAACCAUCAAAGACUCAAAGCUGGGAAUAUGUACCCCAAAUUCUAAGCCCCAGGAACCACAGAUACUGAGAUCUGCUAUCUCUUUGCAGGGCUUGAGAAGGAUUAUCCAGCAGACCUGGGGUUACUACUCCAUUGUCUUUCACCUCCUCCUGAUAUUUAAAAACAACAACAACAACAACAACUGAGAAGAGGAGUCUUUUGAAGGAACAAAGUGUUCACUUUCUGUCUUCAUCUCCUCCAUUGAAGGAAAGAGAGGGAGGUCCAAGAGAAUCGUUCAUAAACUUGGGAGUGGCUAAGGAAAGGCAGACUGACUCUUUAUUCCCUGGUUGAAUAUCUGCUUAUAUAGCAGAGCUGAUGAACUACCUCUGAGCUGUCAGUGGACCACACACUACUUCGGGACCUCAUGUAAACUCACCUUCAAAAUAUUGCCACAUGUUGCCAAGGACAACUGGUUGAGCCAUUGCUGCAUUUGGCGAGCCAUGCGGUCUAAAACUUGACAACAGCAGCCCAUGGGAGUAUGUGUUUCUAAAUUGCACAAGGACUCUGUCAGCUCACCAGAGAACAAGCAGGAGAGAGGCAGAGAGAGAGAGAGAGAGAGAGAGACAGAAUCUGAAGCAGGCUCCAGGCUCUGAGCUGUCAGCACAGAGCGCAACAACGUAGGGCUGGAGCUCACAGACAGCGAGAUCAUGACCUGCGAGAUCAUGACCUGCGAGAUCAUGACGUUGGACACUCAACUGACUGAGCCACACAGGUGUACUGAGGGUCAUGGAAUUUCCUUCUGAGGAUGGAGUUAACCACCAAAAAGGGUCACAGCCAUCAUGAGGAACAGACACCAUCUCUCUGAAGGCGCAUCAGAUCUACCAGAGUAAAAGACCAAGGUCACUCCAGGAACAAACUGGAAAUCAGGACAUGUUUGGAUGGAAGAGAAACAGAGCGCAACCGCCCGUCUGCCUCAUUCUCUGAUGUGACCUACAGAGAUUAGAGGCAGAAGCUGGGCUCCCAGAUCCUGCUAAAGGCCUCAUUGCACUCAGCUCCCACAGAGAGAAGCUGUGGUCAGAGCAGAGAAGACUUCGUCUGGGCGUCUCCACACAAGGUACAUCCUGAUUAUUGAAGAGCAGAUUGUGUACUGAAGGCUCCCAAUCGCUUUCAGAAGCUAAUAAAGGGCGACUUCAGCUCAGUUCACUGCCAAGGAGUGACCUUCAGAGACCAUGGCCCAGAGUCUGCAAGAGGAGGUGACCUGUCCGGUUUGUCUGGAAAUUUUCUUAAGCCCCAUUUUACUCCCCUGUGCACACAUUUUCUGCUUUCAUUGCGUGCAAAGAUGGAUGCUAGAACACAGGGAUCUGAAAUUGACCUGCCCCGUGUGUCGAGGGGUAAGUGACAGCCCCCCUUUGGAGGAAUGGCAAAUUGGAGCACUAUCACUUCUGUUCACACAGCACAGUGCCCUACUGGAGAAAAGUCUGCACGUAAGCAAUGAGUUGUUGAGGUUCCGGGAGGAUAUGACCCUGGAUACAAGCACCGCCCACUCCUUCCUCAUCCUCUCUGAUGACCUCAAGAAUGUUCGGUGUGGGACGAUCUGCCGCAACCCAGUGGAAGAUCCCCAGAGGUUCACCCACCUGGCCUGUGUCCUGGGCACCCCAUGCUUCUCCUCCGGCUGCCAUUACUGGGAGGUCGAAGUGGGACAGGCGGAGGAGUGGACCCUGGGGAUCUGCCAGGAAUCAGUCGACAGAAAGAGAAAGGCCGGUUUCUCCUCCGAGCAUGGCUUCUGGUUUAUCAGCAUGAAAGCAGGGACCAUCUAUACCAGCUCCUUCCCAGAAACCAGAAUUCCUGCGAGCCCUGAACUUAGCCACGUAGGAAUUUUUUUAGAUGUUGAGAUGGAAGAAAUCAAGUUUUUUGAUGUGAGAGGUAAUGCCCUCAUCUAUACACACAGUCAUCUCUCAUGUGUGGAGCCUUUGCGUCCAUUCUUCUGUCCCGAGCUGCCUAGAGAAAGUGACAGUGGUGCCUCCCUGAAACUCUGCUCAUGAGAAACUCAGCACUUCCUAGAAGAUUUCUCAGAGGUGAAUGAGACCUUUGACUCGAGAAAGGGCAGAAUGACCUAGAGAGAGACCAUGUGUGUAGUAGAAAGGUUGUGCCGAUUUUUGAAAUAGAUUUUGUAGACUUUGCAGCUGAAUAGUUUUUGGGGUGCAUUUUGUAGACUUCGUAGCUAAAGAACUAUGGGGUCUUAGGGGGUGUUAGUAAGCACUCUAAGCCCCAGUUUUCCUAGUCUUCAAGUGGGGAUCAUUAUAUCUCUCAGCCAAAUAGCUAUGAUGAUCAGAGACGAUGCUGUGCAUUUAUUUUGUACUAAAUACAAAUGGGCCAUUUCAGAUUGGAAGUUAAAUAAAAUAUUUUGUGGGUAGAGACAAUGCCUUUUUCAUUAUUUUAUGCCUUUUCUGCAAUUCCUGAUAAUGAUAGCUGUCUGGGAAAGAAGAAGGAAACAGCCAGCAUGAGAUAUUUUGACGUGAAGUUUCAGUGAGAGACGAAAGUACUGGGAAAGAACUACGUUUCUCAUUUUUGUUUUCUCCCAAACACAGCUGCCGAAGUUUUCCUGAAAGACAAAACUUUGAGGUGUCUCCAGUUAAUCGUGAU
Molecule: messenger RNA, 13099 nt
Organism: Acinonyx jubatus (cheetah)
Lineage: Eukaryota; Metazoa; Chordata; Mammalia; Carnivora; Felidae
Gene: RFPL4B
Product: ret finger protein like 4B
Exons: 8
Coding region: 11686-12498 (270 amino acids)
Molecular function (GO): protein binding
Source: RefSeq, a predicted model, not a curated record